CCAAGUUCCACGUGACUGACAGCACCCUGUGCCUGCACUAAUUCUUGGUAGUGAGCAGUUAAUAGUCAAUGGGUUUGUGUAUCUGGUAAGCUAAGUAAAUGCUAGUGGUAGUAUAGUAGCAGUUGUGGCAGCCUAUGUUAAUCUAAGCCAUCUUUAUUGCCUUUGUGAUGUUAAUCUGGUUGUAAAAGGUCAGAUUUAUAACGCGUUUGUGAAAGCAGUUCUUCUCUAUGCUUGUGAAACCUGAUCCUUUGGAGUUGAGUAUGUAAAGUUACUCAGUUUUUGAUCAUUGUUGUCUCCGACGGAUUGCUAACAUCUAGUAGUAACACCAUUUUGGUAAUUCAGAAGUUCGGCAACGUGUGUUUGGGUACAGUGACUAUAAUUCAGUUGGUGUCAUUAUUUGGGAACUCCAACUUCAUCGGCUUGGACAUGUACUACGAAUGUCAUCCCAGAUAAAUAUUAUUAUUUCGUCCUCAGACACUAAUUCCUAUAAAUUAUAUUCAUCUUCCUUUCUCCAUCUCUUCACAAUCUCAUUAUUAUUGUAUGACGCUUAUAUAUUUUGGUUCCAAUUGUAACAAUGUUAAUCUAUUCAAAUAAUAGUUAUCUCUCUGUACUGAUGUGAUGUAGAAAUCUGAUAUUGAUGGUUAUUUAUACCCGACUGCGUGUUAAUGACAGUCAAAAGGUGAAACUUGUGAUUGUCACAUGGUAUAUUGUACAUUAUGCAUUUUUACGACAUGAUCAAUUCCCUCUCAAAUACGAACAAUACGAAUUACCAAUAAAACAAAGGUGUACACAUCAGUCACCAUAUAGAAAAUUAACAUUUUUCAUACAAUAUGGUUGCUUCAGAAUUUCUCGGUUAUAUUCAAUCAUUUUCUCUGAUCGUGCAAAUUUUCAAUGGAAUGUUAUUGUACUACUUUUAUGUAUGGUUUUAGUAACAAUGAGACAAUAUUUUAUGACUCCAUUAGUAUGUUAUUUACCAACAACAGUGAGUGGAGUCAAUGCAGAUUCUUAUAUAACUAAUCUAUGUUGGAUUGAAGGAACAUUUCCUAUUAAUUUAACAUCUGGAAUUGUACCACAUAAACUACAGGAAUGGGAUGCACUUCGACCGCAACAAAUGAAUUAUUAUCAAUGGGUACCAUUGGUAUUAGGUUUACAAGCUAUACUAUAUUAUAUACCACGUAUUAUAUGGAGUAUAUUCACUUAUAAUCGUACUGGUACAGAUUUACAAAAUUUAAUACGUCAAGCUAAUUUAAUAUCUAAAGAAGAUGGAGAGAAACGUCAAAAAAUGGUACAACAUAUUGCUAAAACAUUAGAAUUAUUAUUAUUCAAUCGUCGGGAAUAUCGUACUACAGAUACAUUAGGUGCAUCAUUUCGACGUUCCAUGGCAUUUAUGCCGGGUAAACGUCAUGGAAAUAAUUUAGUUUAUGUUUAUUUAACAAUUAAAUUGUUAUAUUCAAUUGUUGGAUUCUUUCAAUUAUAUUUAAUGUAUUUCUUUUUACGUUUUAAUUCAUAUGAAGGUUAUUGGUUAUUUGGUUAUCGUAUAUUAUCUGAUAUUAUACAUGGUAAACAAUGGACAGAAACACAAGUAUUUCCUAGAGUUGGUAUGUGUCGGCAUACAUUACAACAUGUUGGUGCUAGUAAUACAUUAUUUGCACAAUGUGUAUUACCAAUUAAUAUGUUAAAUGAAAAAAUUUAUAUAUUUUUAUUCUUUUUUCUUGGUUCAGUUAUGAUAAUGACUAUGUUAAGUAUACCAUUAUGGUUAUAUCGUAUGGGUUUAAAACAACGUCAACGUCAUUUUGUUAGAAGAUUUUUAAAAAUUGCUGAUGUCUAUGAUCGGGAUGAUCCUAAAAUUGCAUUACUUACAGAUCGUUUUAUGGCAGAAUUUCUUAGACAAGAUGGACAUUUUAUUCUACGUAUGUUAUCUAUGAAUGCUGGAGAUUUAAUAACUGUUGAAAUUGUAUGUAAUUUAUUUGCUGAUUAUAAAAAACGUUUUACCGGUAUUGAUUUUCGUGGUCCACCUAUUAUACCAAAAAUGCAUAAAUAUCAUAAUUUUGAUGAUUAUCUAUCACAACAUCCACAUAAUAUUUCAAAUGAUAUAUCAAGACCUAAUAAUAUUGAUAAAAAUCCACCUGGUUUUAUAAGAUUAGAAGAAGGUGGUACAGCGAAUGUACGUCAACGACCAAUACCAUCAGCUCCAACAUUUUCAGAUAAUCCUAUACCACCAGCAUAUCAAUAUGCGACAGGAAUAAAAGAUUCAGAAAUUUAUCCAUUAAGUGUUGUACGGAAUAUGCCACGUGAUACUCCUGUGGAAUCAAGUAAUAAUGUGACAAAUUCAAUCAAUACACCUAAAAAAAUAGAUGAUAAUAUUAUUGUUCAUGAAAAAGAACCAUUGAAUAAAAUUCCAAAAUAUACACCAACGGAGGUAUAAUGUUACUAGGAAGGUGAGGAGAAGCGUAAAUGAGAAAUGGAAAUAAUCCCUAUGUGGUCACUUACUUACUUGAUAAUAGCACAUCAUCUUGUGAUUAUUAUUAAUCAUGGUCAAUAAAUUACGAAUGUCCCUUGUUGGUCAUUCCAUUUGUGCUAUAUAUAUAUAUAUAUAU
Schistosoma rodhaini is the source of this 2597-nucleotide messenger RNA. NCBI's taxonomy places the organism in Eukaryota, Metazoa, Platyhelminthes, Trematoda, Strigeidida, Schistosomatidae. The record is from the annotation of a GenBank genome assembly.